GAGGGGAAGGGAAGGGAGGGGUGGGGAAGGGCAGGGGGCGGCUGCCGGGGCCGUGAGGUGCAGAGGGGGCUGUCCCGCCGCCUGCUGCCGGCCUGAAGCGGCGAAACCGGGGACAUAACGACGGAUCCACAGCGAAAACGAGCGAAAUCGCAGCGAAAAUGGGUGAAAUCGCGGCGAAAUUGGUGAAAUCGCCCCGGAGGCUGAGAGUGAGGGUUGUUAUUCUCAGCCUAAGCUGCGGCAGCUGCGAUGGAAAUAAAGUCAAGUACGCUGUGAAGUGCACGGGCCCAGGGAGAUGUGAUUCAGGACGUAUGAUCGUACUUCUCCGUGUGCUGUCAUCAAGCCAAAGCCUGCCUCUUCCACCCCGCGAAGGACAGCACGAGGCGAGCAAGGAGGAAAAGGGAAUAACCGGGCAGAAAGCGCAGAAUCCACGCACGUAUAUAUUUAUUUUCAGACCGCUGGUGGAAGGUCGGCUUGGCCGCGCCGUGUGUCUUUCUCCUUCCAUUCUGCACCACGAGGGCUGUCAGCCGCCAAACUGGGCAACACCAGCACGAAACUGGACCACAGCAGCAGUUCCAUCUCGCCGUGCUAUGUGGUAUUCUGAGGGCUUGCGUCGCAACAAAUCAACGCUGAUAGCAUCAUUAAGGGCUUGCAAUGUCUCGGAUACCUUGCAGAAAAUGAAAGCCAUCUGUCCAAGUGCAGAAAUGGGAUUCCAGCGUGUGAAAUGUAUUGCGUGUGUUCUGUACGGGACCUCUGUGUUCACUGUCAUGAGGAGCAUUGGCAACCUCUAAACCUCUGAUCAAAAAGAUGUUUCUCAUUUUCAACGUUAAAAAAAAUAAAAUAAAAUCCUGAGCAGAGA
Messenger RNA from Anas platyrhynchos (mallard), 856 nucleotides. Lineage: Eukaryota; Metazoa; Chordata; Aves; Anseriformes; Anatidae. The record is from RefSeq and is a predicted model, not a curated record.